This is a messenger RNA of Colletes gigas, 1224 nucleotides long. It is a transcript of the gene Cdk2, whose product is annotated as cyclin-dependent kinase 2. The record is from RefSeq and is a predicted model, not a curated record. Gene Ontology annotation, cellular component: nucleus; cyclin-dependent protein kinase holoenzyme complex; cytoplasm. Gene Ontology annotation, biological process: signal transduction; protein phosphorylation; regulation of gene expression. Gene Ontology annotation, molecular function: cyclin binding; cyclin-dependent protein serine/threonine kinase activity; ATP binding. The transcript has 5 exons. The coding region runs from base 216 to 1115 and encodes 299 amino acids. Lineage: Eukaryota; Metazoa; Arthropoda; Insecta; Hymenoptera; Colletidae.
CGGAGUACACAUGUCAAGUAGCUUUUUGGUCUUGAUAAACAAAGAUUUUUGACCAAAGGACGCGUGAAACAUCGUCUAGUAAUCGUUUGUAUAGUUCGUAGAUGUUACGUGUACGUAGAAUUUAAAAUAGUAUUGAAAAAGUGAUAAAAAAAAAGCUGGCAGCUAAGACAGAGAAUCAAAACAGUAACGAAAACGUCGAAGGUGGCGUUGAGGUUAUGGACAACUUCGUUAAAAUCGAAAAAAUAGGGGAAGGGACCUAUGGGGUGGUUUACAAGGCCAAAGAUAAGCAGACUGGAAAGCUGGUGGCACUUAAGAAAAUUCGUCUUGAGACGGAAAGUGAAGGUGUUCCAUCCACUGCUAUUCGAGAAAUAUCAUUAUUAAGAGAACUUGCACAUCCAAAUAUUGUACAACUAUUUGAUGUGGUAGAUGGUGACAAACAUCUUUAUCUUGUUUUCGAAUUUUUACAACAAGACUUGAAAAAAUUACUAGACACUGUUAAAGGAGGGUUAGAUCAGGCUCUUGUGAAGAGUUACCUACAUCAAUUAUUGAAAGCAAUUUCCUUCUGUCAUCUCAAUUGCAUUUUACACAGAGAUCUAAAACCUCAGAAUCUAUUAAUAGAUCACGAGGGUCAUAUAAAAUUGGCAGAUUUUGGAUUAGCAAGAACAUUUGGGGUUCCUGUUCGAAUGUACACGCAUGAAAUAGUAACCCUUUGGUACAGAGCACCAGAGAUACUACUAGGAACUAAAUUAUACUCCAAUGCAGUGGACGUUUGGAGCCUUGGUUGUAUAUUUGCAGAGAUGGCAACAAGGAGAGCAUUGUUCCCAGGUGAUUCAGAAAUAGAUCAACUAUUUAGGAUAUUUCGUACAUUAGGUACACCUGACGAAAGCAUGUGGCCAGGUGUAUCACAAUUAACUGAUUAUACAUCGAUGUUUCCAAGGUGGGAACCUAGAUGCUUAGACGAAGUUGUGCCUUCUUUUAAUUCUGAUGCCAAAGAUUUGCUACUGAAACUCCUGACUUAUGAUCCUAAUCAGAGGAUAACAGCCAAGAAAGGAUUAAGCCAUCCUUAUUUUACUGGAGUUACGUUAGUUCCACCACCAUUACCAAAGAAAAAUUAAUUGAUGCAUUGUCUUUUAAUUUACUAUCAUAAUUAUUUUUCAUAACAAUAUAAAACUGCCCGUUAAAUAAUUUUAAAUUUAUUGUUUUAUUUAUCCCAGAUAAAGUAGU